AUGGUGCAGAGCUUGCACCUUGCUCAGAAAGGUUGUGAUCCCUCUCCCGAAUAUGUGAGGGACUUCAUUGCAGAAAAGGUCCGCUUGCACAAGGAAGAGGAGGCCGAGAAGGGCCAUCCACCGGCAAUUGACUGUGUCGUGUCCUUGCUGAAGGAGUACCGUGAGCGCGGUGUGCCUGUUGCGAUCGCCACAUCCGGAUUGAAAGACAUUGUGCUGGAACACCUGCAGGCAGCCGGGCUAAUGGACCUUGUGUCUCGUGAGCACAUGGUCUUCGCAUCGGAGGUGCCCCGCGGCAAGCCAGACCCGGCCAUUUACCUCGAAGCGGCAAGACGACUGGGCGUGGAUCCUCGCCGAUGCCGCGCCUAUGAGGAUGGGGAGAGUGGGCUUCGUGCAGCAUGGGCUGCCGGCAUGGAGGUCGUCGAUGUGACGUUCAUGGAGAGGUAUCCGGCACCGCAAGCACUGCGGAAGGCGAAAGCAGACCAGGUCCGAGAGAGGACGUGGCUGACGCCUGAAGCUGCUUCGUGA
Messenger RNA from Symbiodinium sp. CCMP2456, 525 nucleotides. Lineage: Eukaryota; Dinophyceae; Suessiales; Symbiodiniaceae. The record is from the annotation of a GenBank genome assembly.